This is a messenger RNA of Poeciliopsis prolifica (blackstripe livebearer), 484 nucleotides long. RefSeq names its product macrophage receptor MARCO-like. The record is from RefSeq and is a predicted model, not a curated record. The coding region runs from base 155 to 484 and encodes 109 amino acids. The transcript has 9 exons. NCBI's taxonomy places the organism in Eukaryota, Metazoa, Chordata, Actinopteri, Cyprinodontiformes, Poeciliidae.
CAGGGAGAGCCGGGUCCAGAUGGAGCAGUGGGGUUUCCUGGUGUGCAGGGCCCUCAGGGAAACCCUGGACUAAUUGGACCUAGAGGACCAAAAGGUGACCCUGGAGAUCAAGGAGAUGAAGGUGAAAUUGGUGAACCUGGCUCUCCUGGACUGAAUGGGGACAUUGGAGAAUCAGGGAAGCCUGGACCCUCAGGGUGCCAAAGCCCGAAAAGGUGAGAAAGGAAGCACAGGGUUUAACGGAGACCUGGGACCUCAAGGGCCUCCAGGAAAACAGGGAGUGAAAGGGCGUAAGGGCCCAACAGGGCUGCAGGGACUGGAAGGACCAAGAGGACUGAUGGGACUUCCUGGACCUGCUGGAACGGAUGGCAUCAUGGGAGAGCCAGGGAGGCUGGGGAAAGAAGGGUCCAAGGGAGAUCAAGGACAGAGUGGCAAUCAGGGAAGUCCUGGCUCAAGAGGUGACAAGGAAGUGACUCUCCACCUCUGA